Mustela lutreola (European mink) is the source of this 13011-nucleotide messenger RNA. RefSeq names its product cardiomyopathy associated 5 (gene CMYA5). The record is from RefSeq and is a predicted model, not a curated record. The transcript is spliced from 13 exons. NCBI's taxonomy places the organism in Eukaryota, Metazoa, Chordata, Mammalia, Carnivora, Mustelidae. The coding region runs from base 218 to 12379 and encodes 4053 amino acids. Gene Ontology annotation, molecular function: protein binding.
CCCGGGCCCCAUAAGCUCGGUGGCGAAACUUUGACGCCUUCUAUUUAAAGUCUCGGGGCUAGCCCGCCCCCGGGGACGGGAACCCGAGCCGCCCGCUGGGGCAGGGCAGGGCCGGGCCGGGGCUAGAGACGCAGUCAGAGGGAGAACACCAGGCGCGCGCGGGCGGCUCCGGCUCCAGCUCCAGCUCCGGCUCCGGCUCCGGCCCGGCAGAGGCACGAUGGCGAGCACCGACAGCACCUACGCCGCGGAGAGCCCCCUCGGCUCCGACGGGGACGAGGAGGCCCCCCGAAGGCUGGAGAGCGACGAGGAGUCGGAGAGCGAAGAGGACGAGACGGCCGCGGAGUCGGAGGAGGAGCCGGACGCCAGAUUAUCAGACCAGGAUGAAGAGGGCAAGACCAAGCAGAAGUGUAUCAUAUCUGACCCCUCCUUUUCCAUGGUGACAGUUCAACGGGAAGAUAGUGGAAUAACCUGGGAGACCAAUUCAAGCAGGUCUUCCACUCCUUGGGCCUCGGAAGAGAGUCAGACUUCUGGUGUGUGUAGUCUGGAGGGGUCAACUAUGAAUUCUCCUCCAGGGAAUGUUUCCUUUAUUGUGGAUGAAGUUAAAAAGGCCCGGAAAAGAAUGCCCAAGUCAAAGCGUGGCUCACCAUCACUGCGUCGGAAAGGCAACAAAAAAAGAAAUUCUCUUGAAUCUCAAGAUGUUCCAGCAAACACAAAAGAUAAUCCUUUGAUUUCAGAAAGCCAGGUACUAAGCACCCAGAAAGAGAAGUCCUUUGCUGGCAUAUACGAUAAAACGAGAAAAAAGAAGACCACCUCAAAUACACCUCCUAUUACCGGGGCAAUAUACAAAGAACACAAGCCCUUAGUGUUAAGGCCAGUCUAUAUAGGAACAGUACAAUAUAAAAUUAAGAUGUUUAAUUCGGUUAAAGAAGAAUUAAUUCCGCUACAAUUUUAUGGAACAUUGCCAAAGGGUUAUGUAAUUAAAGAAAUACAUUAUAGGAAGGGGAAAGAAGCAUCCAUUAGUCUAGAGCCAGAUAUGAGCAAUCGUGAUUCUAAUAUAGUUUCUCAAACAGGGAGAUUAGUAGGCCAAAGCAUAGAAGAUGAUAAAGUAAAACAGCUUGCUUCACCCUGGAAAGCUGCGUUCUCUAAAGGAUCAGAGUCCUUGAUCUCUUCAUUCCGUCAUGAAGAUGAAAAGAAAAUUUAUGUUGAUUCUCCACAAAAGGCCACAUCUGGCACCAACCACAUAGCUUCCUCUUUUGCAAGUAAUGACACAGCAGAACAGGAAAUACAGCUCAGUCCUCCUGAGUCAGUGCCACAACAGCCAGGUGAUGAAGCAAAACUCUGUGAAAUGGAGCCGUCCUCUCUCACACCUGAUACAUCUACACCUGGGUUUUUGGAAACAGCAAAGGAAGAAUUUGAGCCUGAUUCACAAGAAAUUGUGACUUCAGAGCAUGAAUCUUCAGUCUUACCACCUUUAGUGGAUGAGGUAAAGAAGGAAGAUGUGUAUUCUGUUGACCAUUCCAUUUCACUGGAGGCAGAAAAGGAUUCUCUGGAAAUAGGUGCACCAGGUCUGGCAGCAUCCAUCGAGGAAGAUUUUGGCCCAGAGAUGGAAGAGCUGGACCUGACUUCACCAGAAAGGGCAGAACCAGUCUCUGAACAACAAAACCCUCCUCAUCUUGACAUCAAAGGAAUGGAAGAAGAAAAUGUACCUGAGCCAACCAUUUCUCUUUCUGAAUCUCUAGUGUUAGAUGAACCAAAGAAAGAAGUUGAAACUUCUCUGCCGAGAGCUGCUACACCUGAACCCAAAGAUUCUAAUUUAGCGGAAGAAGAGGUCAUAGAACUUGAAUACCCAGAGAGUCCAUCUAUUUCCAAGAAGCCCUUCUCGCCGUAUUUGGCCCCUGAAGUGGAGCAGAAAGAAGAGAUCCUUUUACCAUCACUGAAAACAUCCACCAGGAGUGACCAUGUCACUUCAUCUGAAGAAGAAAGAGAGGAAAAUGAAUCUGUUUCUACUGAUUCUGCUUUUGUAUCAGAGUAUUCAGUCCCACAGGAUUUGAACCAUGAACUAGAGAAGCAAGAAGUUGAGCUAGUUUCUCAAUCCACUAUAAAAGGUAUAUCUGAACAUCCAAUUUUUUCAGAAGAAGAGAAUGAGGAAUUUGAGCCUUUGGCCUCUGCAUCCGAGCGCUCUCUCUCACCAUCCACAACUGAGCAGACUUCUGAAUGCCAGUCCCCUCUCUUUUCUGCAGCUUUGUCAGAAAGCAUAGGCCUGUCCGGAGAAGAGGCUUCAGAAAGUGGAUGUUACACACCAGAUUCCAUAUCUGCUUCUGAGUAUUUAACUCCAUCACAGGCAACAAAAGAGUCACCGAUGAAAACAGUUGACCAUAAAUCCCCAUUAAAAUCAAAAGGUGUUUCUGAACACGUGAUUCCAUCAGAGGAGAAAGAAGACACUGGACCAUAUUCCUUAGAUGUGGCUUCUGCAUCUGAGCGCUCUUUCUCACCAUCCGCAGCUGAGCAGACUUCUGAAUGCCAGGCCCCAUUGUUUUCAACUGCUAUGUUGGAACAGGCAGUCAUGUCAGAAGAAGAGGAUCAAGGAAGUGAGCGUUUCGCAGCAGAUUCAACCCUGACUUCCCAAAAUGCAGUUCCACCAAAUGCAACACAGGAACCUCCAAAGAAAAUAAUUGAUGAUGUGUCCUUAUUAAAAUCAAAAGAUGUUUCUGAGCAUAUGACUUUCUCAGAAGAAAAGAAGGAAAGCACUGGAUUGUAUUCCCCAAAUGUGGCCUCUGUUUCUGAACAUUCUCUCCCACCAUCCACAGCUGAGCAGACUUCUGAAUGCCAAGGCCCACUGUUUCCAACCCCUACACUAGAACAAGCAGUGAUGUCAGAAGAAAAGGAUCUAAGAAGUGAGCGUUUCGCAGCAGAUUCAACCCUGACUUCCCAAAAUGCAGUCCCAACAAAUGUAACACAGGAAUCCCCAAAGAAAAUAAUUGAUGAUGUGUCUCCAUUAAAAUCAAAAGGUAUUUCUGAGCACAUGAUUUUGUCAGAAGAAAAGGAAGACACUGGAUUGUAUUCCCCAAAUGUGGCCUCUGUCUCUGAACACUCUCUCCCACCAUCCACAGCUGAGCAGACUUCUGGAUGCCAGGCCCCAUCAUUUGCAGCCACCGCAUCUGAGCAUGUGGUCCUAUCAGAGGAGACAGUAGAAAUAGAGCGGUACACACCCUCCUCCACCUCGACUUCUGAAUUUUCAGUACCACCACAUGCAACACUGGAAUCACAGGAGGAAGAAAUUGUCCACAGAUCCCCUUUAAAUCUAAAAGGUGCCUCCUCACCUGUGAAUUUCUCAGAAGAAGAGCAAGACAUUGGACCUUUUUCUCCAGACUCAGCAUUUGUGUCAGAAUUCUCAUUUUCACCCUAUGCAACUCAGGAAGCAGAGAAAAGAGAACUUGAAUGUGAUUCUCCAAUAUGUUUAACAUCACCAUCUGAGCAUACUAUUUUGUCAGAUGAAGACACUGAGGAAGUUGAACUUUUUUCUCCAGACUCAGCAUCACAAGUUUCAAUCCCACCAUAUAGAAUCCCAGAAACAAAGAAAAAUGAAUUUGAGCAUGAUUCACUGGUAACUAAAAUAUCAGCUUCUGGAUAUUCUUGCCCUUCAGAAGCAGAUAAAGAAGACCUCAUGCCAACUGCUGCCACACCCACACCUGAGCACCUUGGUUCAUCACAGAAGCAACAAGCCAAAACUUCUCCUUCAAUGUCUGCUUCUAAAGAUUUGAUUUCACCAUCUUCAACAAAUAAAAGAGAGAUCACAGAAGUUGAGCCAGAUGCUCAAACAAUCUCAACAUCUAUAUCUGAAUAUCUCAUUUUGACACAGCAGCAGAGAACUCAAGCAUUUUCAGAACCUGAGUCUGAAGACUUGAUUUCACCAUAUUCAACCAGUGAAACAGAGAAGGGAGAAAUCCAGACUAGUUCAUCAGUAGCUGCAACACCUGUUUUUUCACCUGCACAAUCAUUUAUGGCAAAGGAAGAUGCCAAACCUGUUUUGCAUUCAUCUCAAUAUUCAGCUUCACCUGAUUCAGUCCAUGAAUUUCAGAAAGAACAAGAAGCCAAAGCAUCACUCACUCCAAAAGCUGCAAAUGAACAGAUGGCUUUGUUAAAAGUUAAAAGUAAGGAAGAAACUGUGCCUGAUUCUCAAGAAGCUACAGCACAUGUAUUACGGGAUCAAGAAAUGGAGCUUCAGCCUCCAAAUGUUCUAGGGUCUGGGAUGAAAUAUUCAGUUCUGCCUGACUUGGUAGAUGAGCCAAAGAAGGAUGUGAAACCCAAUUUAGCUCCAACUGUGACAUCUGAACUAGAACAGAGAAUGUUGUCAGAGAAGGAGCCUGAAGUAAUAAAACCAUAUUCACCUCUAAAGGACACAUCUUUAUCUGGACCUGAGAUCUUAUCAGCAGUAAAAAUGCAAGUGAAACACGACUCUGAAAUAGCUGGUACACCUAGAGUGUUGCAUUCAGUUCCAUCAGGAGUGCAAGAGGAAGCUAAACAUGGACCACCUGCCCCAGAAUUUUCAAAAGAAAUAAAGAAAGAAAUCGCACCCAGUUGUUCAAUAACCACAACAUCUAUAACUAAGCAUGAUUCAAGCUUACCCAAGUCAGGUAAAGAAGAAACUCCAACAGGUUUAUCUUUCACCACCCCUAUAGAACACCCAGUCUUAACAAAAGUAGAAAAGAAUGAGUUAGGAAGUGGCUUUCCAUCACUGGUGACAUGUAUAGAUGACCAUUCACUUCUUAAAGAAGAAAAGAUAGCAAGGAAAACUAGUUUUCCCACUGAAACUGCUGCAUCUGAACAUCCAGCUUGGUCAGAAGAGGAGAAAGAAAUUAAAUUUGAUUCGCCUGCAAGAAUAUCCUCUUUAUCAGAGCAUUCUUUGUCCAAGGUAGAAACUGAAGAAAUUAAACCUGGGUUGCCAAUAACCAAAGCCUCAUUGUCUCAGCAUUCAGAUGUAUCUAAGGAAGAGAGGGUGGAAAAUGAACAAGAUCGUUCCUUUUUUACAGUCCUUGACUCUGAACAACUGGUUUUAUCACAGAAAAAGACUUCUGUGUCUGCCUCAGAGGAAUCAGGGCCUGAACGUGUCCUUUUGCUCAACCAAGGUGGUGAGGUGAAGAAGAAAGAAACUGAACUUCCUUCCUCACCAAGCGUGUCAUCUGCACCCAAACAUAUAGUUCCAAAAGACAAAAAUAAGGAAAUUGGAAGUUCUUCUCCUGAGUUGGAAAAUUUAGUGUCAGCAGACUUAACUCUGACCCCCAGAGGUAAGAACAGAGAGAUAGGAGAGCCAUCUUCUACAGCUCAGGAAGAUUUCCUGUCAGAAAGACAAGAUCUUGCUCUGGCAGAGCUUUCAUUGAAACUUGAAAAGAAAGACAAACCACACCAAGUAUCAGAAUUACCAAGCACUGCGUCAGAAUUCACUCGUAGUUUAGGCGAGCAAGAUGGAUCCAUAGAUGCAAAACAAACAAAAUCUCCCAUAACCAAAACAGGAGAUUCUGUCUCUGAAAUUUCAGAGGUUUCAUCAUGCCUAAGGGAGGAACCUCAGAUUCAAGAAAUUAAAUCUUUCUCUCCCAAGGUAGUCAGCUUAAGGUCAAAAGAAACAUUGAUGCAUCUAGUUGAAGGAGACAGCCUCGAAGAACCUCAGCCACAUACCUUUUCUUUAAAAGGAUUAUCAGAGAAGUUGAACCAUUCGGCUGACAUUAAGAUAGGAGGAAAACAAGAAAUAAGCCCAUUACUAUCAACAGGAAAUUUGAAGACACAAGUGAUAGGAGACAUUGAAAGGAAACUAAGUGAAGAAACAGAUCAACCAGAUUCAUUCCGUGUGCCCCAGAGUGUAACAGAACCAUCAAAGAUGGUUUCUUCUGACCUUGUGGAACAAGAGAAGCCCGAAAAAACACUUCAUUCAGAUCAAGCUGUUAAGUUACCUGAUGUAAGUGGGUCUUUUGCAGAUAAACAAGGUCUAGGUGUUAAACAAUUUUCAUUUCUGAAAGAGAGUUUGCCUUUGGAAGAAUCAAAAUCAUUUAUCACAACUGAGCUUGCAGACAUUAAAGAAACACAAAUGCAAGAGGCUCUUUUUGUUCCCAAGAAUGAAAGCUGGAUGUUGGAAAAGCCAGAAAGGGAUCUGGCAAGUCAGCAGGAAGAAGGAAUACUGGAAUCUGUGGAGCUGGGUUCCUCCGGCAGUAAUGAUUUGAAGACAGGGCAUCUCAAGGCCGCUCUGCUGGAUAAAGACCAUACAUGUGAAACCAGAAAGCAGCUUCUGCCACAUUCUGCAGAAGAAUCUCCUUUAUCAUUAGGAAAGCCAGUAUGUACUCUCAGUACCUCCAGUGGUGACAUAGAGACCUUAUCAACUAAAACUUACUCUUCUGAAGAAACAAAGCUGGCUCCCAAACCAAAAUCUUUAGUUCCAACUAGAAAUGUAGAGAUAAAUGAAGCAGAGGAGAAGCAGAUUCUCCCUUCUGUGGGGAGUGAAAGUUUGAUACUGGAGAAAGCAACCCCAGACUCUUCAAGACCUUGCAAAGAAGGCAGCCAGGAAGAAAUCAAACCACUUUCUGAAAGAAUCCAUCAGAAACCAGUGUCUGAUCCAUCAGUGGGAGAGAUCAAAUCAGAAACUAUUCCCUCUCCCACCAAAGCAGCCCAGUUCCUGGCAGAAGAUGCAGAACCUGCGUUGGGCAAAGAAAAAGAAGCACACAGGAGUAUAUCUCCUUUACCUCGAGAGAAGCCAUUAGAAGAAGCAAAAGUCCUUCAGUCAAAGGUCGUAGAUGAUGUUAAUAAGAGAGGGAAGCCAGCAUCUGAGGUGAAAAUAUCCACACCAAUAGAACCCCUCUCCUCAAUGCAAGAAAAUGAAGAAUCUCAACUUGCAGAGCCACUUGAGGUGACACAAAAGUUGCCUAAGCAACAGAAGGUGGUUGAGCCAGGCCUUUCUGAGGAGAAAGGGAAGAAAGGAAUAUUAUCUUUCACAUCAUGGAUGUCCAGUUUGUUUUUUGGAUCAAGCACUCCAGAGAAGAAAGUUGCUGAAAAAGAUUUAGAAGCUCAACCAAGUCCAUCUGUAGAAAAAUCAUCACCUGUGACAGGGUCUGAAAGAACAGCUUCAGCUGACUCUAAUGCAACCGAGAAAGCAGCUGAUCGUCUGUUACCUGAGGCAAAACUUAAAACUGCUGAAAAAUCCAGAGGUACUUCAGUUAAAUCUGGUGAAGGCCAAGAGUUUGAAGAAGAAAAACCCACAUCUUUAUCAAAUGUAGAAAUUUUACAACAGCCAAAAUCCAACUCUGAGGUGUCUAGUGAAGAUUAUAGGAAAAAAGAAAUUCUAGACUAUUCAGAGGAAAUGGACCUAAACUCAGUAGUUGCUUCUGCUGAUGGUGAGAAACAUCUUGAAAUUCAAUCUUAUCCUCCCAUGGGUGAGAAAUCCAUUGUGGAAGAAGUGCAAAAUGCUGUUCCUCUUCAUAUCACUGAUAGUAAAAGAGCCCAGAAGCCAGAAAUUUCUGAUCCAUCUAAAUGGAAUGUUUCUACUCUUAAGAAGGAGCCAAGAAGUGAUCAAAGAGAAAAAUUACUCUUUUCAUUUGAUGCAGUAGAUAAGGUGCCACAACAGCCAAAAUCAGCUUCAUCUGGCUUCACAAGUAAAAAUAUCACAGAGGAAUCAGAGAAGCCAGAGACAAUAAUUUUGCCAGUAGAAGAAUCUAAAUGCAGUCUAAUUGAUCUGAGUGAAGACAGACUGAAGAAAGAAAUGCUAAAACCUACUUCCUUGAAAACUUCUGAAGAGGAAACAAAACUCAGGCCUGUUAGCCCAACUGAGGAGAAAGGUGACUUGAUAACCAGAUCAUAUUCUGUGGCAGAAAAGAAGGUGCUGGCUGAAAAGCAAGAAACUGUGGCCCCAUUAGAAUUUAGAGAUAAUGAACUAGGGAAGGCACAAACUAUUAAAUUGGAAGAAUCAAAAGCAGUAGCUGUGUUGCAGCAAGUCUCCCAAAAUGAAGAGCACACAGAAAGAUAUACAAUAAUGAAGCAGGAGAAAGAAGAAAAACCAAACCAGUCACAGGUAUUUCCAGACGGAAAGCAGCAGCAAGAAAUACAGCCUUAUUCUGUGAAUGUAGUCAGAUCUAAGCCUGAAGAAUCAGAUAUCUCCUUAAGUCCUCCUUUGGAUGAAACUCAGCCAUUUUCAUUAGUUAAAACUGUAUCAGUUACUGAAAAAUCAGAAACUAUGCUCUUGGAGGGUCGCCCAGAAAUCAGGGAACCAAGGGCAGUAGGAGUUCAACCACAUCCAAGAGAAGAAAGUAAAGUUUUGGUGGAGAAAAUCAAGAUGUUCCUUCCAGCGGAUCUCCCUUAUCAUGAUGAAAAAGAUAACUAUUCUUCACCUAGGGAAGGAAAUCUGAUAGUGGAAAAGUCAAGCAGGGAUAUGGCAAGUCACAAUGAAGAAAAGGGACACGUCACAGUGGCAGAGCCAUCAAAAGGUGGUUCAAUAGAUGCCACAAAAGAAAGUACGAAACAAGGAUCUCCAUCUAAAGAAUCUGAAAGGAUUUUAGAUCAUCAUUUUGAUGAAACAAAGAGCUUAGAAACCCCACCAUAUUUGUUGUCAUCCGUGAAAUCACAAACACUUGUUUCAGGAACAUCUCCAGAAAUUAAUGCAGUGAAGAAACAAGAAAUACCAUGGUCAGAAUUGACUCCAGAUAGGCAUACAGUCCAAACUAUUCAAACAUCUAAAGAUCUAACAUCUGAAAUGUCUAAGCAAUCGGUUCUUGCUUCAAAGCACCAUAUGGAGGUUGUGGAAGAUACCCAUGUAAGUGAACCACACUCUUCAGCAAGCAGCAACUAUGCUCAGUUUAUAAAGAAUGCGUCAGCAAUCAAUGCUGGUAGAAUGGUUCCUCAUAGAGAAAUAUCCAAGGAGCCUGAAGACACAUAUGUAAAAGGGGAAGACUUCACAGUGACUAGUAAGCCAGCUGGACUUUCAGAAGAUCAAAAGAGUGCCUUCAAUAUUAUUUCUGAAGGCUGUGAGAUAUUGAAUAUUCAUGCUUCUGCAUUUAUUUCUUCAGUUGAUCAGGAAGAAAGUGAACAAAUGCAAGAUAAGUUGGAAUAUUUGGAAGAGAAGGCUUCAUUUAGAACUAUAUCCCUUCAUGACAGUAGUGAGGCUGUUCCUUGCCAUAAAACAUUAAAGAGUGAGUUAGAAGAUUCCGAUCAGGUUAUAUCACUGCAAGAAAAUAAACGAAAGGAAUCUCUUAACACAAAACGGGAGGUACCCACAGAUUCAGAAACUGAUGAUUUCACCUUUAAUCAGCCCACAGCUCCCAGUGAUGAAGAUUAUUUUGAAAAAUAUACAUUGAUUGAUUAUAACAUCUCCCCAGAUCCAGAAAAACAAAAAGCCCCAUGGAAAUUAAAUGUUGAAGUGGAACUCCCAAAGGAAGUUACACAAGAUACUGUCUCUUUCCCAGAAAGAUCAGAGGAAGGUGCCCUGGAACAUGAAUAUGACUUGGUGAAGUUAGACGAAAGCUUCUAUGGGAUGGAGAAGGAUUACAGCAAAUCAUCUCACCCAGAGACCCAGAAGCCUUUGGGUAUUCAGCAAUCAGCUGACAGAGAUGCUUCAAAGAACAUAAAUAGAGAUGUGGACUUAAAGUCACCUGGGAUGCCUUUAUUUGGUGCAGAAGAAGGAGUUUUGUCACCAACCCAGAUCUUUCCUACCACCACUAAAGCCAUUAAUCCUGAACUUCUGGAGGAGCCACCUGCACUUGCAUUUUUAUACAAGGAUCUGUAUGAAGAAGCAGUUGGAGAGAAAAAGAAGGAAGGGGAGACAGCUUCUGAAGGUGACAGUGUGAAUUCUGAGGCAUCAUUUCCAAGCAGGAAUUCUGACACUGAUGAUGGAACAGGAAUAUAUUUUGAGAAGUACAUACUCAAAGAUGACAUUCUCCAUGGCACAUCUGUAUCUCAAAAGGACCAAGGCCAAGGCCUGGAAGAAAAAGGAGUUGGUAAGGAUGAUUCAUACAAACUGAUAGCUGCAGAAGGGGAAAUUUGGGGGAGGUUUGGAACCGUUUUGGGGGAGAAGAGUCUGGAAGAGGAACAGAAAGCUACUUACAGGGAAGAAGAAUCAGUUUGCCAUGUGGAGACCCUUGACAUUGAAGCUAUGCAGGGGAAAGCUCCCAUCACUGAGGAAGUCACUGUGGUUACCCAGAAGGUAAGCUAUGCGGUUCCAUUUGAAGACACCCAUCAUGUCCUGGAGAGAGCAGAUGAAACGAACAGUCAGAAUAAUGAAGCAGCAAGUGCAAGUCCAGAAGUCAAUCUGAACGUCCCAGUACAAGUGUCCUUCCCAGAGGAAGAAUUUGCAUCUGGUGUAACUUGUGUUCAAGAAACACUGCAAGAAGAAUCUAAAAUAAUGGUCCCAUCUGAGCCAAGUGAAGACAGACUCCGCAGUAGCCCCGUUCAGGAUGAGUAUGAAUUUGCUGAAUCCCUGAAUUAUGAAAUGGUUGCUCAGGACACUUUAUCAGAGGAACUGUAUUCAGAAUCCACACCAGAAGACGUGUUAUCUCAAGGAAAGGAAUCCUUUGAACAUGUCAGUGAAAAUGAAUUUGUGAGUGAGGUGGAACAAAGUAUGUCUGUUGAACAGAAAGAGUUGGGUGGAGAGAAAGCAGAACAGGAACAAUUAUUGUCAGAGUCAGCAACUGAGAAGGAACAAAAGGAACCGAAAAAGUCCCAGAUCGACACAUACUGUUACACUUGCAGAAACCCAAUUUCUGCUGUUGAUCAGAUGUUUGGCAUGCACAAAGACCAUGAGGUUGCAACGCUAGAUACAGCUAUAAAUGCUGUAAAGGUCCAAUUAGCAGAAUUUCUUGACAAUUUACAAGAAAAGUCCUUGAGGAUUGAAGCCUUUGUUAGUGAGAUAGAAUCUUUUUUUAAUACCAUCGAGGAAAACUGUAGUAAAAACGAGAAAAAGCUAGAGGAACAGAAUGAGGAGAUGAUGAAGAAGGUUUUAGCACAGUAUGAUGAGAAGACCCAGAGCUUUGAGGAAGUGAAGAAAAGGAAGAUGGAGUUCCUGCAUGACCAGAUGGUCCGCUUUCUGCAGAGCAUGGACACGGCCAAGGACACCUUGGAGAGCAUUGUGAGGGAAGCAGAGGAGCUUGAUGAGACCGUUUUCCUGACUUCGUUUGAGGAAAUCAAUGAAAGGUUGCUUUCUGCAAUGGAGAGCACUGCUUCUUUAGAGAAAAUGCCUGCUGCGUUUUCACUUUUUGAACAUUAUGAUGACAGCUCAGCAAGAAGUGACCAGAUGUUAAAACAAGUGGCUGUUCCCCAGCCUCCUAGAUUAGAACCUCAGGAACCCAAUUCUGCCACCAGCACCACAAUUGCCGUUUAUUGGAGCAUGAACAAGGAAGAUGUCAUUGACUCAUUCCAGGUGUACUGCAUGGAGGAGCCCCAGGAUGACCAAGAAGUAAACGACUUGGUAGAAGAAUACAGGUUGACAGUGAAAGAAAGCUACUGCAUUUUUGAAGAUCUGGAACCUGACCGAUGUUAUCAAGUGUGGGUCAUGGCCGUGAACUUCACUGGAUGUAGCCUGCCCAGCGAAAGGGCAAUUUUUAGAACAGCACCCUCCACCCCUGUAAUCCGUGCCGAGGACUGUACAGUGUGUUGGAACAUGGCCACCAUCCGAUGGCGGCCUGCCAACCCAGAGGCCACUGAGACCUAUACUCUGGAGUAUUGUAGACAGCACUCUCCAGAGGGUGAGGGACUCAGAUCAUUCUCUGGAAUUAAAGGACUCCAGCUGAAAGUUAACCUCCAACCCAAUGACAAUUACUUUUUCUACGUGAGAGCCAUCAAUGCAUUUGGGGCAAGCGAGCAGAGUGAAGCCGCUCUCAUUUCCACCAGAGGAACCCGAUUUCUUCUGUUGAGAGAAACAGCUCAUCCUGCUCUCCAGAUUUCCUCAGAUGGGACAGUGAUCAGCUUCACCGAGAGGAGACGAUUGACAGAAAUCCCAUCUGUGCUGGGUGAGGAGCUGCCUGCUUGUGGCCAGCAUUACUGGGAAACCACGGUCACAGACUGCCCAGCUUACCGACUUGGCAUCUGCUCCCACUCAGCGGUACAGGCUGGGACCCUGGGACACGGCGAGACUUCGUGGUACAUGCACUGUUCUGGGCCACAGAGAUACACGUUCUUCUACAGUGGCAUCGUGAGCGAUGUCCAUGUGACCGAGCGUCCCGCCAGGGUGGGCAUUCUGCUGGACUACAACAACCAGAGGCUUCUCUUCAUUAAUGCUGAAAGUGGACAGUUGCUCUUCAUCAUUAGGCACAGGUUCAAUGAGGGCGUUCACCCCGCCUUUGCCCUGGAGAAACCCGGAAAAUGUACUUUGCACCUGGGGAUUGAGCCCCCAGAUUCCACAAGGCACAAGUGAUCAUGGGCUUUCAGAGUUUGCCAAGGCAAUCAAUCACAUUUUGGGGGUCUGUGGGUUCUUGCCCUUGGGUGCUAUGUAUUAUUCAAAAUGUCUCCCACACACUCGCACUAAUGAUUGCUGCACGCAUAGCGCUCAGCACGUGAACAAAACCACCAGGAAACCUUGACUUUCUAGGUAGCGUGUGAGUAAAGAGGACGGAGAAAACAGCCUCCGCCAUUUGCUUCCUGGAUGUUUGAGUGCUUCCCUAAAUUGAACGGAUUUAUACCUGACUUGGGAACCAAAGCGGAGAAGUGGUCUUCCAUCUGUUGUAGUGGCAAAAGACAUCCUCGGAUGGUCAGGUCUGGACAAGCGAAGGUUGUGGUAGUCCUACAUUUCUGACAAGAAUCAAAGGCUUUUACCCUGAAAUAGAGGUCACCUCACUCCACUACAGGACGAUGUUUUCUAAUCACUAGAGAAGGCAUUUUAACUGUUCUAAGUUGAUAACAAACUCUUUUGUAUUAAUAUGUACUGUAGAACACAGGUCUUUUUCUCCCCUGAAAUUUUAAAUGUAGACAAGUGCUAGGUGUUAGAAAUGUCCAUUUUGUUAAAUAAAUGCUUACAGUCUGUAAAAUAAAACACGUUAUAUGAACUUA